This is a messenger RNA of Leptopilina boulardi, 1020 nucleotides long. It is a transcript of the gene TFAM, whose product is annotated as transcription factor A, mitochondrial. Bases 168 to 950 code for a protein of 260 amino acids. The transcript is spliced from 4 exons. Gene Ontology annotation, molecular function: DNA binding, bending; transcription cis-regulatory region binding. The record is from RefSeq and is a predicted model, not a curated record. NCBI's taxonomy places the organism in Eukaryota, Metazoa, Arthropoda, Insecta, Hymenoptera, Figitidae.
UUUUAUGUAAUAAUUUGUAUUAAAAAAAAAAUUACAUUGACAGAAGGAAUAAAGAAAUGAAAUAUGGAAAUAGCAGAAGACAUGAAACGCGACAGUUGCGACUUGCGAUAUGGUCUUUGUGUUUCUGAAAAUGUUAAUCAAAACUUGAAUAAAAAAUAAUAUUUUAUAUGAAAAAGGUAAUAACAUUGGACUAUAUAAUGGCGGGUUGUAAAACAUUUUUUAACCGUCUUACUAGUUAUGUAAGUAAACCAGUUAUUCUUCAGACAAGAAAUAAUAUUCCUUUUUAUCAACCUAUUGCCAAUAUAAAAAAUUCACAACUUAACAAACAUGGAAUACCAAAUCCACCAAAAAGACCAAAAACUUCUUUUUUUGUAUUUAAAGAAAACAUAUUGCCAGAAAUAAAAAAAGAUAAUCCAGAACUUAAAAUGAAAGAAAUUGUUCGCAUUGUAAGUGAAAAAUGGGCAAAUUAUCCUAUAGAGAAAAAAGAAGAAAUGAAACAAAAUGCACUUGAAGAUUUCAAAAGAUAUCGAGAAAAUUAUCAAAAUUAUAAAACAUCUUUAACAGAUGAACAAUUGAAAAAAUUGGAGGAAGCAAAAGAUAAGAUUAAAUUGAAAAAAACAAAUUUAAAAUUAAAAAAUAAAAAAAAAGAAUUGGAUAAACCUAAACGUCCCUCUUCUGCUUAUAAUUCGUUUUGUCGUGAUAGAUAUUUUAAAUUAGAUGAAUCUGUGCCAUUCAAAGAAAGAAUGAUAUUAUUAGCCCAGCAAUGGAAAAAUGAGGAUGCAGAAGUAAAGAAAAAAUACCGUGACGAUUAUUUAGAAAAAAUGACUGUAUAUAAUGAAAUUUUAAAAGAAUGGGAACAAAAAAUGGUCGAAUUGGGACAUUUUGAUAUGAUUGGUUCAAAUAAGCUUAGAAAAUUACAUAAACAAUUCCAGAAAAAGGCAAAAUUAUAAAAAAAAAAAAAAAAUUUUUUCCCACCGAAAUACUUUAGUUUUUAUUUACAUAAUUUGAACGAAUCAAAAU